CCAGAGCCUCCCCUUCUCCAGUUACAAUGACCAUUCUUCCACUAUUGCUGCUCGCUACCGCGACGCUUUCCCAAGCUGCUCCCUCCUCCUUGAUCUCACGCAACAACAAUGGCGCAAAGAUUGAUCCCAUCAGAAUCAUUCAAGGAGGUUACAACUCGAGUUAUGCCGUCCUCGAGUUCAAUCCAUUCGUGACCCCUAAUACUCUCAAGGUGGCUGCGCGCUACAAUACAUCGGAAGGAAACCUCAAGCCAUGGCUGAGCCGUCACCCAAUCAAUUCAAACAUUGUUGUAGGCUGUAAUGAUCACGCGGUCCCGAACGCUCCCGGUUAUCUCACUUCUUAUUCUCUCGACCCCAAGACUGGCGAAAUGAAGUACAUUGACUCAGUCGACACUGGAGGUUACCCUGUACCGGACUACGGUGUUGGGGCGGCGCAUUGUGCCUUUUUCCCGGAUGGCAAGACGGCUGGAGUAGCGAAUUACUAUGGACAGAGCGCCUCGACGUUCUCGUUUGACCCUCAAAACGGGAAAUUCGGCUCGCAGACCAACAAGGGACUCCUUGACUUUCCGGGAUACACUCCCGUGGAGGGCCAGAUCGGCGUUGCUGGCAACGAUAAUACAUCUCAAGCGACAUCACACCCUCACAUGAUCGCUCCUCACCCUUUCUUGCCCGUGUUCUACUUGCCUGAUCUGGGUGAAGACAAAAUUCACGUGUACAAGGUCGGUGCCAACAAUAGCCUCUCAAACUUUACAAACUAUCAGCAACCGUACGGCUCUGGUCCUCGCCAUUUGGCUCUCACAUCAAAUGGACAAUACAUGUAUGUCCUGCACGAACUCGCGGUCAACGUCAGGCCAUACAAGGUGGAUCAGGGGACCGGAGAACUCAGCCAGAUUCAGGACGAUCAACCCAUCUACCCGAGUAAUGCUACUUUCUCCACGAAUAUCAGUGCGGCGGAGAUACACGUCAGUAACGACGGUCGAUUCUUGUACGCUUCAAACCGUAAUUUGACAGCUGCUGCCCUCAUUGAGUCCGGUGAUCCCUCGGAUACCCUAGCGGUGUGGUCGAUCGGAAACAACGGUGCCAUCACCCAAAUUCAAUCGGCAAUGGCACACGGCGCUCGACAGAUCCGAGCCAUGGAGCUGUCCCCAGCUGGGAUGACGGCCACUGCAGGGGGGCAGGAUUAUAUCGUCGCAGGAGGUCUAACUACUAAUAACACGUUUGUCUUUAAGCGGGAUAGGCAGAUCGGGACGUUAGAGCUGGUAGCGCAGGUCGAAGGCACGUACCAGCCGGCAACGUAUCUGUGGCUGGGCUAGACUCAUACGAGGGCCGCAGAGGAAUUAAAGACAAUUGAGAAAGCAGCCCGUUCUCGCUCGAUUCACUAUAUAAUGAAGAAGUAAAGUAACUGUCCUCAACGCGUCAAUGAUGUAAUUGCGUCAUGGAAAAUGAAAAUCACGCUGCGUUUGUCACCUUUGUCACAGGAACCGGACUGGUACAUAACCGACGAUCUCUACGUAUCUUUCGAAAUAGAAGUUGAGCCCAUUCAUGCAUACAAC
Molecule: messenger RNA, 1550 nt
Organism: Cryptococcus amylolentus CBS 6039
Lineage: Eukaryota; Fungi; Basidiomycota; Tremellomycetes; Tremellales; Cryptococcaceae
Exons: 7
Coding region: 27-1310 (427 amino acids)
Molecular function (GO): 6-phosphogluconolactonase activity; protein binding
Source: RefSeq, a predicted model, not a curated record